CAGUCUGCCUCAGCUGAACGGUGACUGUACACAUUCAAGAUGGCCGCUGCGAUGGACGACGAAUUUGAAGACGCACCUGAUGUGGAGCCUUUAGAACCGACCCUGAAGAACAUAAUCGAACAGAAGUCCCUGAAAUGGAUCUUCGUUGGUGGGAAAGGUGGUGUCGGUAAAACCACCUGCAGCUGUAGUUUGGCCGUCCAGCUGGCUGCCGUCAGAGAGAGCGUCCUCAUCAUAUCCACAGAUCCGGCCCAUAACAUCUCUGAUGCUUUUGACCAGAAAUUCUCAAAGGUGCCUACUAAAGUUAAGGGCUACGACAACCUCUUUGCAAUGGAGAUUGACCCAAGCUUGGGCGUCGCCGAACUGCCUGAUGAAUUCUUUGAGGAGGACAACAUGCUCAGCAUGGGCAAGAAAAUGAUGCAGGAAGCCAUGAGUGCUUUCCCUGGCAUUGACGAGGCUAUGAGCUACGCAGAGGUCAUGAGGUUAGUGAAAGGAAUGAACUUCUCAGUUGUGGUGUUUGACACUGCGCCGACUGGCCACACGCUGCGUCUGCUCAACUUCCCCACCAUCGUGGAGCGAGGCCUGGGUCGCCUCAUGAAAAUAAAGAACCAGAUCAGCCCCUUCAUUUCUCAGAUGUGUAACAUGCUUGGUCUGGGUGACAUGAAUGCAGACCAGCUGGCGUCCAAACUGGAGGAAACUCUACCAGUCAUUCGCUCCGUUAGUGAGCAGUUCAAAGAUCCUGAACAGACGACCUUCAUCUGUGUUUGUAUCGCAGAGUUCCUGUCGCUCUACGAGACAGAGCGGCUGAUCCAGGAACUAGCCAAGUGUCGCAUCGACACACACAACAUCAUUGUCAACCAGCUGGUUUUCCCCGAAGCAGAGAAGCCUUGUAAAAUGUGUGAAGCCCGUCACAAAAUUCAGUCCAAAUAUUUAGACCAGAUGGAGGAUCUUUAUGAAGAUUUUCACAUAGUUAAGUUACCGCUGCUGCCUCAUGAAGUUCGAGGUGCCGACAAGGUCAACACAUUCUCGAAGCAGCUUCUGGAACCAUACAAACCCCCAAACAAGUGAUCUCUCACUUGUCGGACCUCUUCUCAACUGCCCCCGUGUCUCCCUCUCUUCCCUCUAAGUCUGUAGAUAAAACACUUCAACGGUCUGAACGCGGCUGCUCCGAGUUUUCCCACCCCACCUCGUCUUAAACCUUGCAGCAACAGUCUCAUAAUGAUCCACUCUGUCCUCUGAAGCAGAACACUCCUACAUCAACAACACACUCACAUUCCCAAACUGAAGGGGAGCUGAUGAGAACACACACACACACACAACCUCAUUGUGAGAUGGGGCGGUGCGUAUAUGCAGUCUAACUCUCGGUUUAUUCUCGUGUUCAUAUCCUUUGUGGCAGUUCUAGUCUUACUGCAUUCAACUUGGUCUCAACAGAACCAUCCUAUCUCGGGUCAGAGUUCAGUUCUAACCGUUUCCUUUGACAGUUCUGUUCGUUUAACAGAUUUCAGAUGGUUGAUGUCAACACCUCGGCUUCUCUGUGAUUUUGGCGCUUGUGUCUUUUUUUUUUUCCAGUCGAGGUUCUGACUGAACUUGCAACCAAAUUCACGUCUUGUAUAUUUUUCAUUUUCAUUUAAGUUACUACAACUACAGAGUUAAAUGACAGGUUGUUGGCAAAAAGGAAUAAAAAGAGAAAUGUUAUCAUUCUUUUAGUUUCAGUUCUUGUGGGUUAUUUGUAUUCCAGUAAAAGUGCAGGAAUGGUUUGUUUACUGUUUGGCAUCAUUGGUUUGUUUUAAGAUAUGAAUCCACAUGUUCCAUAAGACCAAAGUGUGACAUUUCAGUAAGGUGAAGCUGAAAGGUCACUACAUCUUCCCCUCAGAACCCCUUAAACACAUCAACCCACUUCUCUCUAACAUUGAUUACAUUACAGGAAGAAUCAGGAUAACUAUUCUGAUUGUAGUUAUUUAGAAUAUAACCUAUCACUGAAGUUUUGAGCUAAUGAUUGUAAGCAUUCUUACUGCUGUGAAUGAAACAAAGGUUCUGGUUCAAUUGAAGCUUUCCCAAUUGGAAAAUAAGUAUAAGGUCAAUAUUUCCACCUGUCAACAUCUCUCGUUUUCUGUCACUAAUUGCUUCAAGAAUCUGUUUUCUAUAGAUUUUAUUUAAAUUAUAUUUCAAUUGUGAAUUAAAACAAACUUUCCUCAGCUAA
Molecule: messenger RNA, 2197 nt
Organism: Xiphophorus maculatus (southern platyfish)
Lineage: Eukaryota; Metazoa; Chordata; Actinopteri; Cyprinodontiformes; Poeciliidae
Gene: get3
Product: arsA arsenite transporter, ATP-binding, homolog 1 (bacterial)
Exons: 7
Coding region: 40-1065 (341 amino acids)
Biological process (GO): post-translational protein targeting to endoplasmic reticulum membrane
Cellular component (GO): GET complex
Molecular function (GO): ATP hydrolysis activity; ATP binding
Source: RefSeq, a predicted model, not a curated record